This is a messenger RNA of Triplophysa dalaica, 4854 nucleotides long. RefSeq names its product C2 domain-containing protein 2. The transcript is spliced from 14 exons. The record is from RefSeq and is a predicted model, not a curated record. Bases 941 to 2932 code for a protein of 663 amino acids. NCBI's taxonomy places the organism in Eukaryota, Metazoa, Chordata, Actinopteri, Cypriniformes, Nemacheilidae.
UUUAUUUUGUUUCGUCCGGUGUGACUGUGCUCCCGUCCUGAACAUAACACCAAAGCUAAUAAUCCUCGAAAUCAGCGGGCGUGUGUCCCACAUACACUCAACUCUCUUUCUGUUUCGCUCUCUUUCUCACACGCCCAGGAGGACGAACAACCCCUUCAAUGAAGAGGAUUACGGCACUUGAUUUGACUUUAUAUGACUUAUUUUUGUUUGUCGUGCUAUAAUGUCGGGCUAAUGUGAUGAUGGUAACGUGGCUCAUCGACACUGGGGGGAUUUCAGGAACUUUUUCACCUCAGAUUCGUGUCUAAUGCUUUUUUUUUAAAUAACGCUUAGCAAAGAUAUAUUUUGUUCACCAAACGGUUGUUUUAGAUUCGUACAGCAGUAAGUAUAUUUUCAAAAUCAUUUAUGUUUUGUUUUGUUUCAGAUGACAGGAGGCGAUUCGCCGGUUAAGCAUUUCGGAGAUUAUUCUUCAAUCCGUUUACUGUAAACUACAAGAUCUUAAGUUAAAUAAAUGCUACUUAUUGCUAUUUAAGCAGUCGUGCAGGUUGUGUGACAGCUUGGAUAUCUUUUAUUCGUUUGUUUUUGUGUUUAGGUAGGUAAACAAACAUUGCGUAUGAACCGGAGGAUUGCGUUGACCCCGACGCUCAUUGUUUAAUGUUUUGCAUUUCAAUAUCGACGCAAUUUCCUUAUUAUUUCGUUUAUAGCCUGUAAUACUGUGCAUGUGGCAGAAAUAAACCCUUUAAACCCUUUAUCUAUCCCUAUCGAGAUUUACGACCCUCCGACCUGCAUUCUUGUGUGUGCACCAAACGCCCCCGGAGUUUAAUUUUUGCUUGUUUGUGAAAGUGUUUUCUUAGACGGAAGAGUCGUUAUUUACUCGGGAUGCGGAAGGGAAACCUGUCGAGCUGUGGGGAAACAUGUCUUUAGAGUGAGUGGGACGGUGAUCAUGUCGUCUGUGGAGGGUGUUUUCUCCUGGGUGGGCGACUGGCAAUGGCUCUGUAUGGUCACCCUGUUUCUGGCUUCGAUCGUCACUUUGGUUAUAUACCUGGUGCAGUAUUUUUCAAAUGAACCUCAUGUGAGGACAUCUUUAAAUCAUUUGGAUUCUGAUGAGGCUGACGGGAUUUUAUCUUGGCUGCUGUCACUGAAAAGCUGGAAGUGUGAGUGGAGAAAAGCCUGGGUUAGGAGCCUCAACAAAGAAGCUGGAAGAUUGCAGAAUGGGAUUCAGUUGACCUUUGAAGAUGAUGAUUACCAGUCAUCAGACCUGGCCGUUGGCCGGAUUUCAAGCUUUACCAAAACACGCGGUCAAACGAAUGUCCAGUGUCAGGUGUCUGGAAACAAGUUGCAGUUUUCUCUCAGCGCUUCGCCGAGCUCAACAUCUUCAGGAACCCCCCUGAGAUACAGUGUGAAAAUAUCUCCACUUCAUCUACAGCUGGCCCUACAGAUGAAAGAGGUGAACGGUGACGUGGAGAUUUCCUGGGGGGUGCAUCACCUGGACUCUGCCGAUGUGCAGCUCACACCAAGUUUCACACAGGGAGAGGAUGAGGGUCUAAGUGAAGCUGUGGUGAAGGACAGGCUGAGGCAAGUCUUGAGUUCAGCUCGUCCAUCAGUAACUCUGAGUGCUCAUCCUGCGGAGUCUGCAUAUAUCAAGGAAGUGAGGAACAAGACCUCGCAGAUGACCUCACCCCCGAAGCCCCCUCGAGCUCAUGAAUGGAAACUGUUAGUAAAGAACAUCCGGGUCAAAUGUAAACAGGAGGAUGGUGCUGCAGGCGGCAUAAAUCCUCAGUGUGUCCUCCAGUUGGAUGAUCCUCCACAAAACUUCAUCACCUCAGUCUUGACUAACACAUUUAACCCGGCCUGGGAUCAACCCUUCAUAUUUGAGCUAAGCGGGCGCUCAAAUGAGCUGAACAUCCAGGUCUUUGAUAGCAGCAAACCACGAGAGAGUGGAUUGUUGGGACAGGUGUCUGUGGCUUUUGAUCUUGUGAAGAAACACCCCAAAGGUCAACAGACCUUUUCACUCAUGACCAAAGAUCAAGUGACUGGCUCACUGACUACUGAGUUCACCUACCUGGAGCCCAGCGAGGUGCGUUGCUGGCAGCCGCCUACUCCGGCCCCAGCUAAGAGGGUAGAGAUGGACCGCACUGUGAUGCCCUGCGGCACGGUUGUUACCACUGUCACUGCUGUGAGGAGCAAACCGGGGCGAGCUUUACCACCCGAAUCAAAAUCUCCCUUAAAAAAUAAGCUGGCAGAGAGAAGGGUGUCAGAGCAGAUGUCUUUACCUGGAAUCAAAGGUAGCAAAGCGCUGUCGUCUUCUGAUACGGAGUUAUUGAUGCUAAACGGAAGCGACCCUGUUGCUGAAGCUGCCAUAAGACAGCUCCAGGAGUCGGCCAAACAGAAGCUCAAAUCCCCCGUCAAGAAGAGCACCAUUAUCAUCUCCGGAGUCACCAAGGCUCCUAUAACACAAGAUGAGGAGAUGGUCCUGAUGGCAGGAUAUGCUGCUGCAAUGGACGCCUCAAUGUCUAGUGCUUCUGAGGGCACUAGCAGUGAAACAGUACUCUUAGAACCGUCAGCAGAACUCAGUGUUCCUGAACCAUCUGCCAACGGCACGGACCAGGUGGAGGACUGGGAGAGUCAGGCCGGAGAAGAUCCAGAUGCGGACAAAACAUCUCUUUCCCUCUGUAUGUCAGAAGCGGGAUCCAAAAAAGGAAAAGGCGGCUUCCUGCACAAGAGUGCCAAGCUCUUCUUCAGACGGCGACAUCAGAGGAAGGAGCCGGGCAUGAGUCAGUCUCACAAUGACCUGCAGUAUCUGGAGAACCCGGAGGUGGCCAUGAUGGGGGACAGGGAGAAGAGAACCGCCACAUUCAGACGCAUUAUCAAUCGCAAGCUUCUGCCCAAGAGCAAAAGCAAAGCCAAUGGCACCAUGAGAGAACCGCCUACGUGAGCUCAUCUCGAACACGGUAUACAAGCAGCUGCAAGUUUAGCGCUGCUUUUACCAAUGUUCUACUGCUCCUUUACUAACAGCUUACCUCAUUUCCAUACCCAUUUCCUUAACCAUUCAUGCUCAUUUCCACAAGUUUUUGCAAUGCGUGAACUUGUUUCCUGGUAUCUGCCAAACCCCAGCGUACCAACAAUCAACCUCAUCAACAGAUAUCUAAUGCCUACAACUCGUUGAGAAAAAAAAACAUUGCAGAAUUCCCAUUUCGAUAUAUAGAUCCCUCGACUUGGAUCUUCUAGAUCAACUCUAUGAACUUUUAUUUUUUUAGCUGGCGCUAGAUGUCUCUCUCUAUCUUAAGAGAACAAGUGAUUUAUCAGACCCUCCUCUGCUUUUCAAUCAAACUUUUGCCCUUUACUUUUUAAACUAACGUGUGUGUAUAUGCAAGAGAGUUUACAGAACAGCGUCCGAACGUGCACUGACUGCCAUCUCUCAAAAAGACUAAUUUUACCGUAUGCAAACUGUGAUCGUCAUGCAAAAGAUACUCUGCGCUUGUGGCCUUUUAACCAAACCUGGACAUGAGGGCAACCCUCCCUCGCCAUCUACCUAAGCUUUCAGCCCUUUGUAAACCCUCUAGUGACUUGGUUUCUGUUUUAGAAGAGAUGAGAAAAUUUUUAAAUGGUUUAAAAUGCAUUUACGUUGAUGUGCAGUGAAGUUGGGUUAUGGGUAGUAAUCAUUCUCAUGAAUCAUUCUCAAGAAGAGAAGAAAUGUAUGUUUAACUGCUUUAACAACAUUAUUUGAUCUUUGACUCUAGCUAGUCAUCUUUUAUUUUCCAAAAGCAGUAAUGGAUAUAUUUGAGCGUUAGAAAGAUGUUUUCUAACAUAGUAUGAAGUUUAAAAAUGUUCAAAAAUGUUCUGGGAUGUAUGAUAUGUUCCCUUUAAAACAGAGUUUGAUCCCUUUUCACCUUUUAAUUUAUAUAUAUUCUAACAGCAAUAUCAAAAUACAUUAUUUGGUUUGAUUUAUUUUAGAAAUUUCUUUAUUUUAUUCAAUAUACUGUCUGAUAACAAGCAAAACUCUUUUUUUUGGCUCAUUCAACAACUGUGCCACACAUUUAAUGCUGUGUGAAUUGUACCAAAGGAUAACACUAAGUUAAGGGUGUUUGUGUGCCAGCUUCUUAGCUUUUCAAUAUGUUCAUGAUUCCGGUUAUUUUCCAAAAUUGGAUUUUACGUUUGCUGUGUUUUGUUAUUGUAUGACCUGAAAUGUUGGCAGUGGAUGCCAAACGCUUUACAUUUCGGACCUCAACCGUUGAGCCUGUGUCGAGAUCAGCAGUGGACUUGUGGUUUGGGAGUUUUAAUAACAAACUCUGCCGGACAUUUACUUGAACUCAAAAUGCGGAUGUAACAUAAAUGCCUGUUCAACCUGAAUGUCACAGUAUGGCUGUUCACUCCAUGUCGUGGAAGGACUACUGUUCAGUUUUUUUACUUACAUUUUGUCUGUUCCGUCCAUGUAGAUUUUGUGUUGCCACACAGAGACUGAAAGCCAUUACAAGCAUUCAUUAGGUUGUGUGUCUAGACAGUCAUAAGUGAAACUGAGGUCAAAUGUUAAAAGGCACAUAAAGACUUCAUUUUAAUCCUGCUUUGUUGGCCAUCCAGAAGUUUUAUCCAGCUAUUAAAUGAAAUCUAACAAGCCAAUCCUCUGCAUAAUUACCAUAGUUUAACUUUGUGUGUGGGUUACAUGUCACGUUUACUCGGACAAUUAUACAUUUACCUGCAAUAUUAAUAUGCGUGUUCGACAUGUACAGCAAGAACAUAUUACUGUCUUCUCUGAAAACCUCUGAGGCCUGUGCAUAAUGAAUGUCAACCCCUAUGCAGGGAUUACAGUGAUUAACAUAUCUUUAUUGGUUUGAGCAAUAAAUAUUGACUGAACACUCA